Molecule: messenger RNA, 2153 nt
Organism: Maniola jurtina (meadow brown)
Lineage: Eukaryota; Metazoa; Arthropoda; Insecta; Lepidoptera; Nymphalidae
Gene: Deaf1
Product: deformed epidermal autoregulatory factor 1
Exons: 5
Coding region: 209-1597 (462 amino acids)
Biological process (GO): positive regulation of transcription by RNA polymerase II
Molecular function (GO): RNA polymerase II cis-regulatory region sequence-specific DNA binding; DNA-binding transcription activator activity, RNA polymerase II-specific
Source: RefSeq, a predicted model, not a curated record
GACAAUUUUUUUUUAUUGUCAAUAAUUUUGUCUGAUGGUCAUCUGUGAUGGUCAUGGCGUUGUAAAAGGAAUAUUAUACCCAGUAAAUACGGUGCGAUUGAGGAAUAUAUGGGAAUAUAUUAUUCUAAAAAAAGUUUGUGAUUAAUUUCAAAAUUCGGUCACUUCCGUCGCUUCGCGAAAGGGCUUACGGGGCGGGCGGAAGAAAGCAAUGGCGGAAAACAGAAGUUCGGACAACGUCGUUAUGCCGGACAUUACCGAAGUAGCCGAACCCGAUUCACUGUCGAAUGCGGCCGAGCAUGAUGCCGACGACGAUUGCUCUGAUGGCGCUACGGUUUUGUCGACAGCAAUCAAGGCGUCCCGGCGGACGAGCGACUCGAAUGGUGUCGUCACGGUGCCCGUCUCGCUGCCGGUCGGCACGCUCAUCACGGGCACUACGUUUAAUGUUAUAACAUCGGAUCAGCUGCAGCACUUCAAGCCUAUGAUAUGUGUAGAUAACGGCUUCAUCUCGGGUGGCUCGGUGCCGGAGGACAUAAAGCCGACGCACAUAGUGAUACAAAAUACCCCGUCCCCGCCGACGGCUCGCGAGCAGAAAGAUCAUGACACACAAACAAAUCCAUCAAUCUCCAGCAAAUCAAUGAGUAAUCGAUCAUGGGUCGAAACCGCGUAUAUGCCCAUUAUACCUGUGAGGUGUAAGAAUACUUCAGCAGAGCUUCAUAAGCAGAGGUUAGGAUCUGGAGGUCGAGGAAGAUGCAUAAAGUAUGGAAUGGAAUGGUAUACUCCAAGUGAAUUUGAAGCACUGUGUGGUAGAGCAUCAAGUAAGGAUUGGAAGCGCUCAAUAAGAUUUGGCGGGCGAAGUCUACAGGCAUUGAUUGAUGAGGGUAUACUGACUCCACAUGCGACCAGUUGUACAUGUGGAGCAUGCUGUGAUGAUCAAUCUGCUAUGGGGCCAAUAAGAUUAUUCACUCCAUAUAAACGAAAGAGAAAAAAUCAAGAAGGACUAGAAGAAAAGAAAAUAAAAGUAAAACGUGAAAGUACUCUCAUUGCAGCUGAUGUUGACAAUAUUCACCAGACAAGCAAUAACAGUCAUUCCAAAGAAGAUUGGCAGACAAUCGCAGAAGGACUCGACUCAAAUACAGACUACCAGCUGUUGGGGAGUCCAGAAAUGAGUACAUCAGGUCUUUCAGACAUGAACAAAGUAUUAAAGAGGUUGGAAGAUAUCGGCCAGAGUCUCAUGCAGCUUUCCAGUGAAUUAAAACAGUGUGUUGAAGAUGUAAGAAUUGUGAGUGCGAGGCAAUUGGAUAGACUCGAACAGGAGCGCGCAUCCGCAAUACUCGCGAGUGUGGACGCUUCAGUAGAUGCCGAACAGGUCUCACUACAUAGUGUAGACGAAUCAGUCCCCAAAAAGUGUGCAAAUUGCAAUCGUGAAGCAUCAGCUGAAUGCUCCCUCUGCCGGAGAACGCCAUAUUGUUCGACAUAUUGCCAGAAAAAGGACUGGGCAUCCCAUCAAAUUGAAUGCCUACGGACUGUUCCAACAAUCCAUGCAGAUAGUCAACAACAUCAGUCUAUAAUGCUUAUUGUUGAAAGUCAACAUCAAUAGUGUACAAAACUUGAUUUUAAAUAAAAAAUCCUAGUGUAAAGCGGGAUUUACAUUACAAUGAAAUUAAUAUCGUGAAACUAAUUUCGUGAUGUAAAUUCCGCUUUAACUAACGUGCGUUCAUAUAAUCAAUAUUUCCUUAGGUAAACAAAUCAAGGCAUUAAACUCCGAGAAGCGCGUAAUUUAUGAGCUUUACUUGGCAUUUAGACGUUCCGAAAUUGGUUGUUCACUUUUCUCGCAACAAACUUAAAGCUAGAGACUGAUUUGUGACAUUAGUUUGUAAUGUAUCAUUGUAUGCUCCACUCAACUGUUGGUUUUUUCGCGAAUUCGCUUUGAGUGUUACGCUACAAGUCAGUGAAAGAGCCAAGAGCUCGAGUGAUUACAAACACGCUGCAAGUUAGUCUGUGUCGCCAUAUUGUAAACAAGAUCGCCACGAAUGGUACAUUACAAACGGUACAAGGGACUUCGUCUGUCGCGUGCUGUGCUUGUUUGGAGUGUUUUUUUUGUUAAGAGUGGCUGGUUUUUGUGUUAGUUGGUGUUUUUUGGUGGUGGAACUGAC